This is a messenger RNA of Suillus plorans, 1287 nucleotides long. RefSeq lists its product as uncharacterized. The coding region runs from base 1 to 1287 and encodes 428 amino acids. The transcript is spliced from 5 exons. The record is from RefSeq and is a predicted model, not a curated record. NCBI's taxonomy places the organism in Eukaryota, Fungi, Basidiomycota, Agaricomycetes, Boletales, Suillaceae.
AUGUCAUCCAAGAUCAUGCACGUGACUAUCACCUUAGCCUCAAAUUUUACCUUAGAAUUUUCGGACAACCUCAAAUCAUGUGACCAGCGCAAGUGGUUGAAAUUGAUUUGUCAUUGUUUGCGCAGGACGGAAAUUUUCACGCAAGUUCCUUUCAAUCCUUCUUUCACCGCUACUACCACCACCUCUCGACUCAGCCUCUUCGUUCCUCCCAUUCGUGGUGGUCCCUCCCUGGCCUUUUCCUUGUGGACCUCCUUGGCCGUUCAUGGUGGUUCCUCCCUGGCCUUUCCUCGUGGUUCCUUCCUGGCUGUUCGUGGUGGCCCUUCCUUUCCUCGUGGUUCCUUCCUGGCCGUUCGUGGUGGUCCGUCCUUUCCUCAUGGUUCCUUCCUCUGGCCGUUCAUGGUGGUCCUUCCCUUUUCUCAUGGUUCCUUCCUCUGGCCAUUCAUGGUGGUCCUUCCCUUUCCUUUCCUUGUGGCUCCUUCCUUGUUGGCCUUUUCUCGUGGCUUCGAGAAUUACUUAGACAGUGGUGUUGAUGCUGGCUGGUAUGACUGUGACAGCACUUUGCAACGGUGUGUGAUACAUUUCUUGUAUGCUACUACGGUCCUUAAAGAUGGCUGCAGCUUAAUAUUUCGAUGGGUAUUUAUUCCAUGGCUGCAACGCGAGCUUGAUGGGUACAAGGACCGUAUAAACAAUACUGCGAAGCGACAUGAUCGCAACAAGGUGCUCCCUCAUGGGGUCCCAAACCUCAUUUAUGAUUCACCAGGUGACUUUGGUGCACUUGAUUUCAAAAUCGUUCUUGAACCAGGCGCUAUAGACCAUGUUCGUAAUCUCUAUGUUGAUCUUAAUCACGCUGUCUUUGAGCUUGUCCCUCGAGACUUCGGUGAUUUCUUACAUCAGUGCUAUGAUGAGCUUGGCCGCCCCAUUGUCGAUCGCCACUCAGCGUGGAAUGUCUAUUUGGACUUACACCAGAUCACCUCUCGACUUUACGAGCAGCUGCCGCCAAUGGUGCUCCCCGAUGACAAUCUGGACGAUGAUUUCUUACCGCUCUUGGAAGACCACCAGGACUUGCCAUUUCACGACGGAAACGAUGGAGCUUAUUAUAUGGGUGGUGUAGGUGGGGGAUUGGGCCUUGAUGAAUCUCAUUCACGACAAUUGGACAUACUUGCAGGGCAGGAUGAACCUGAUGUAUCUCUCAUUGAAGACACCAACCUUGACGAGUCUGGUCACGCUGGUCUAGUGGUCUGGGAGUUUUCCGAUGACGAAGAUGGACAUGUGGUUGACGAAUGGUAG